AUGUUGGGGCUAAGAACGUCUUUGAAGGGCUCUCUAAGAGCGCUGAACAAGCAGUCGAGACUGAUGUCGUCGUCGGCAGUUGCGGCCAAGUCUACAUACAGAACGCCGGACUUCGGAGAUUAUUUGAAGGAGAAGAACGACGCUGACAAGAGCAGAUCGUACGCGUACUUCAUGGUCGGUUCCCUAGGACUGUUGUCGUCCGUGGGCGCCAAGUCCACCGUGGAGACCUUCAUCUCCACGAUGUCGGCAUCCGCCGAUGUGCUGGCCAUGGCCAAGGUUGAGGUGAACCUGGCCGCGAUCCCUGAGGGUAAGAACGUCGUGGUUAAGUGGCAAGGUAAGCCGGUUUUCAUCAGACACAGGACGCAGGGCGAAAUUGACGAAGCCAACGCUGUCGACAUGUCUGCCUUGAAGGACCCUCAAACCGACUCUGACAGAGUCAAGAACCCAGAGUGGCUGGUCAUGUUGGGAAUCUGCACACACUUGGGUUGUGUCCCUAUCGGUGAGGCUGGUGACUUUGGCGGUUGGUUCUGCCCUUGCCACGGUUCUCACUACGACAUUUCUGGUAGAAUCAGAAAGGGUCCAGCCCCAUUGAACUUGGAGAUCCCCGAGUACGAGUUCGAUGACACUAAGCUGAUUGUCGGUUAG
Molecule: messenger RNA, 645 nt
Organism: Lachancea thermotolerans CBS 6340
Lineage: Eukaryota; Fungi; Ascomycota; Saccharomycetes; Saccharomycetales; Saccharomycetaceae
Gene: RIP1
Product: ubiquinol--cytochrome-c reductase catalytic subunit RIP1
Exons: 1
Coding region: 1-645 (214 amino acids)
Biological process (GO): mitochondrial electron transport, ubiquinol to cytochrome c
Cellular component (GO): membrane
Molecular function (GO): quinol-cytochrome-c reductase activity; 2 iron, 2 sulfur cluster binding
Source: RefSeq, a predicted model, not a curated record